AAGUAAUUUACUUUGAAGGCGCACAGUAAACAUCCGGUCUUAUUUCAUUUUUCUCGAACAAGCUUGACGCAAAUGUGGAACUAGGGUAUAAAAACGACGGUUUUCCAACUUGGCAGGAAACAUGCAUACAUAUAAGAGCUUAUAUCUUUGCUCUGUGGCUAAAUAUGUGUGCAAGUUCUGCAUACGUUUGCAGAGCACAGCAAGAGGACCCUCAGCUCCACUGGGAGCCAGACUACUGACCAACCCUGAGGACAUAUUCCAACACAACAUGUGGGAUCACGUCCAGUGGACGGAGGAGGAGAAGGAAAGGGCACGUGAGAAAGCAGAGGACAACUCCAGCGUACACAUUCCCUUAGCAGAACAAGGUAAGUUCGACACGGAAGCUUGUGGUUACUGGGACCGCUUUUAUGAGACUCACCGCAACAAGUUCUUCAAAGAUCGCCGGUGGUUGUUCCAAGAGUUUCCAGAACUGCUCCCUUUGAGGCUCAGAAGCCCUUUGGCAGACGUGAGCCAAGCUGGGAACUCGAGCUCUGGCAGAACCUCAGAGACCUGCCAGGAUCACAGCUCAGAUCCCCCACCACAGCACAGAGAUGCAGACAGUCCUGUGUGCCCAACCUCUGUGGAUGCUCAGGCUGCACACGGUGAAGAGACGUUAGUGACUUCCUUUCCUGGACAACAUGCAGAUUUCCGGAUAUUGGAGGUUGGAUGUGGAGUCGGUAACAGUGUGUAUCCCAUUGUAAAAUCCAUUAAGGAAACGGGUGCCUUCGUAUACUGUUGUGACUUUUCUCCUCAUGCUAUUCAGCUGGUGAAGGAGCAUCCAGACUAUGAUCAAUCCGUGUGUCAUGCCUUCGUCCAUGACCUCUGUGAGGAGGGAGCGUCCUUCCCAGUUCCUCUGCAGAGUCUGGAUGUAGUCAUGGCGGUAUUCGUGCUCUCUUCCAUCCAUCCAGCCAGACUGCAGGCAGUAGUGAAUCGACUGACCACCUACCUGAAACCUGGAGGUGUAUUUCUAUUCCGUGAUUAUGGCAGAUAUGAUCUUUCUCAACUCAGGUUUAAAAAAGGACAAUGUUUGGCAGAUCAUUUCUACACCCGUGGAGAUGGCACUUGUGUUUACUUCUUUACAAGAGAUGAAGUUCGUAGUCUAUUUACCAAUGCCGGUUUGGAAGAGCUUCAGAAUUUGGAGGAUAGACGACUUCAAGUGAACAGGGGGAAGAAAGUAGUUAUGCAUCGGGUUUGGAUGCAGAGCAAAUACCAGAAAACACAUUAAGCUGGAUCAUUUUAAGAGCCUGUAUACUUAUACCUUACAUGUUGUAUUUAUUUUUUUAAGACCAUUUUAUUUAUAUGCUUACUGAAAGGCCAUUUUUUAAAAUGUUACAAUCAAACAUUGUCCUCCAUGUGAAAAUAUAUACGAAAGCUACUGUCAAUUGUUCUCGUGAAUUUGAUUAUUUUCAUCAAUAAACAGAAUAUCCCUUAAAUAUGAA
This is a messenger RNA of Gadus morhua (Atlantic cod), 1478 nucleotides long. It is a transcript of the gene mettl8, whose product is annotated as methyltransferase 8, methylcytidine. Gene Ontology annotation, molecular function: tRNA (cytidine-N3)-methyltransferase activity. The record is from RefSeq and is a predicted model, not a curated record. Lineage: Eukaryota; Metazoa; Chordata; Actinopteri; Gadiformes; Gadidae. The coding region runs from base 122 to 1264 and encodes 380 amino acids. The transcript has 10 exons.